AUGAUCUUGGACAGCCUAUUCAAGCACUUCGGAAGCAUCAAAAAGUACCAGAGCCUGGUGAAGGCAGCUCUCGUGCUGGCACCUCUAUUUACAUUCAGAAUAAAGAGGCAGAAUGACGUUUCAACCAACGAACCUGUCCAGCACUAUCUAGACAGAAACAUUAGUAUCACCACAUCCUCGGACGGCAGGCCCUUCUUCGACAACAACAGGUUCGUCCUCAACAGUCUGCCGCCAAGAUUGACUUUGAGAAUCCAGGGAUGUCCGGAGCAAAAGGAAAACUACCAUCCUGUGAUCUCGACUCUGAGAUCCAUGGACAUCAGGAACAUCAAUGUGGUCAUCGAUCUGAACCCACCCGACGAAAAGUGCAUCUAUCUGUUUGAGAUAGACCUUAGGUUUGAAGACAAAACAUGCAUGCUUAUACAUCCUCUAAAGAACCACCAGCCGAACUCGGACUUCCUUCUUGUUGCAGGAGAGUUCUUUCCAUGCAAAAUGGUCUUCGACCCGAUGGACAUCUUUCUCACAAACAUACCAUCAAACCGCCUGUAUAUAUUGCUGAGGAACACCCCCAGAGGCCUGAAGACAUUCAUGAGCUUUGUCAGGUCUAUUUCCUUUGUGCGAACCCAUCCAUAUGGAAGCUACUUUUACAUCCCUACAAACGGUGCAUAUAUAGACGUUAUUAUGUUCAUGCCGCUGGUGCUUUCUGUGCUGGCAUACUACACGCUUGACUGGGUCUGUGUCCCCCACUCUGUCUCCACGACAAGGAUAUUUCUCGGGGCUCUUCUCUACUCGUUCUUUCCUGUGUCGUUCCUCUUCUUCAUCCGGAGAAACGAAUCCCUGUGCCUCGCCCCAAUCUUCAUGGUUCUGAAUCCAAAGGUGGGUCUGGGAUACAUUGGGAUAUGCUAUCUGAGAAUGGUGUGCGACGUGCUCGCCAUUGCCAAAAGCAUCCGAAAGCCAUCAACGUGGACCUGA
Messenger RNA from Encephalitozoon cuniculi GB-M1, 969 nucleotides. RefSeq lists its product as uncharacterized. Bases 1 to 969 code for a protein of 322 amino acids. The transcript has a single exon. The record is from RefSeq and is marked provisional. NCBI's taxonomy places the organism in Eukaryota, Fungi, Microsporidia, Unikaryonidae.